Messenger RNA from Coniophora puteana RWD-64-598 SS2, 1133 nucleotides. Its product is annotated as P-loop containing nucleoside triphosphate hydrolase protein. NCBI's taxonomy places the organism in Eukaryota, Fungi, Basidiomycota, Agaricomycetes, Boletales, Coniophoraceae. The transcript has 6 exons. Gene Ontology annotation, biological process: transmembrane transport. Gene Ontology annotation, molecular function: ATPase-coupled lipid transmembrane transporter activity; ATP hydrolysis activity; ATP binding. Bases 66 to 1133 code for a protein of 355 amino acids. The record is from RefSeq and is a predicted model, not a curated record.
CAACAAGUGCAGCGUUAUGGUGGAUUGCCGAUCAAGCCAUCGAUGAUAUUCCAAUUCUAUACCUGAUGCUGCUCGCUAUUUUCUGGACCAACACGCUUUCUAUAGCUCGCCUUGCAGCCCUUCAAACAGCGUCCUCAUCCUUACAGGAUACAUUUGAAUCCAUUUCCAUGGGUUUGAAAGAGCUGCCGACAGCCGUUGCUCGCGUCAAGAGUUUUUAUACCUUAGUCGACAUGAAGAAUGAGCUUGCUUCAGGAUUUACGUCUUACCCACCUCCCGGUAACAAGGCUAAAGAAGGCAUGGCCAUCAAUAUCAAGAACGUCUCCUUCACUUACAAAGGCUCGCAAGCAUCGAGGGACGCUAUUACAGAUGUAUCACUAUCCAUCCGCGCCGGUCAGCUAGUUGUCAUUGUCGGUGCAAACGGUAGUGGAAAGUCUACACUCUUGCGACUUCUCGUGCGACUUUACGCGCCAGUUUCGGGUGUAAUCGAACUGGACGGGCAUCCCAUCGAAGAGUACAAUGUGAACGAUCUACGUAGGGCGAUCGCACACCUUUCUCAGGAUCACAAACUGCUCCCACUGUCGGUGGCCGAGAACAUUGGAGUAGGCUGUCUGGAGAAAUCAGACGACAUGACCGCAAUUAAGGACGCGGCUGUGCUCGCGGGUGCCGAAGGGCUGGUCAAGAAGUUCGAACGAGGAUUCGAGACGGUGUUGACGCCAGCGGGCACAGCACAGAUGAGUUUCAACGCAUCUGGAAACGAGGCGCUUACUGCGGAGUUUAACAAGAUGGAGAAAAGCGCUGAUGUUUCAGGUGGAGAACGCCAGCGAAUCGUAGCGGCACGAACCUUCAUGCGCCUGUUCUCGGACGACAUCAAUCUCGUUACGGUUGACGAACCCAGCUCAGCGCUUGAUCCACAAGGGGAAUGUGAGCUAUUCCAGCGCCUGCGGAACGCGCGGCAUGGUCGGACGAUGAUCUUCGUUACGCAUCGCUUUGGACAUUUGACCAAGUAUGCAGAUCUCAUCGUAUGUAUGAAGGACGGUAAGAUCGUCGAAACCGGUACACAUGACGGGCUCUUGAAGUCCGCCGGCGAGUAUGCGAGGCUGUACAACAUUCAAGCCUCCGCUUUUACUUCAUAA